Molecule: messenger RNA, 911 nt
Organism: Trichomycterus rosablanca
Lineage: Eukaryota; Metazoa; Chordata; Actinopteri; Siluriformes; Trichomycteridae
Gene: psmb4
Product: proteasome 20S subunit beta 4
Exons: 7
Coding region: 17-793 (258 amino acids)
Cellular component (GO): proteasome core complex
Source: RefSeq, a predicted model, not a curated record
UCCGCCAUCAUUCAACAUGGAUCCGAGUGGACUGAAGUUGCAGUUCUGGGAGAACGGACCGAAACCCGGUGAAUUUUAUUCAUUUCCAGGUAGCGGGAGUAACACCGCGGCUGGACAUGGACCUAUCAAACAUACACUAAACCCCAUGGUGACAGGGACAUCAGUCUUGGGGGUAAAAUUUACAGGUGGUGUCAUCAUUGCUGCUGACAUGCUCGGUUCCUAUGGCUCUCUGGCCCGCUUCCGCAACAUCUCACGCCUCAUGAAAGUCAAUGACAACACCAUUCUGGGUGCUUCAGGGGACUACGCAGACUACCAGUACCUCAAACAGACCAUUGAACAGAUGGUGAUUGAUGAGGAGCUUCUCGGAGAUGGCCACAGCUACAGUCCCAAAGCAAUCCAUUCCUGGCUUACACGUGUCAUGUACAACCGGCGCAGCAAAAUGAACCCACUGUGGAACACAGUUGUUAUUGGAGGAUUCUAUAAUGGAGAAAGCUUCCUUGGAUAUGUUGAUAAGCUUGGUGUUGCAUACGAGGCCCCAACAAUAGCGACAGGAUUUGGCGCAUAUCUGGCUCUGCCAUUAAUGAGGGAGGUUUUGGAGAACAAGGUGGAAAUUACCAAGGACGAGGCACGAGAUUUGAUAGAUCGAUGCCUUAAGGUGCUGUACUACCGGGAUGCUCGUUCCUACAACAGGCACGAGAUUGCCAUUGUGACUGAGGAAGGAGUUGAGAUUCUUGGACCACUGUCAUCAGAGACUAACUGGGAAAUUGCUCACAUGGUCAGUGGUUUCGAGUGAAGACUUUGUUUCGUCAGUGGAUUCUCUGCACCAUCAGAUAUGAUUUUGUGAAGACUACACGUAGUAUAAUAUUUUCAGUUUGUUUUUGUUAUAGGAAAAUAAAAUUCUAAAAUGUAAA